CGCACGUCAUUGUGGAUGUUGUGCCAGGUCGAGUGGCCGUGUGUUGCCAUAACUUACGUUGUAAUACUUUAGUGUACACGUUAACGAAGGUUGGCGACUCAAUGAGAAUAUAACAGGAGUUCCGGCUUCUAUGAUACAGUGACAUAAACAGGUUACUGAAAAGGGAGACCAUAGAUGUUGAUGUCUCAAAGUCUUGUGACCUGGAAGAAUGAGUCAUAAAUGGGCUCCAAAAACCUGGGUCAUAUUAAGCGGAACGCAUGCCCGCAAGUCAGCAGCAUCACUCUCCUUGGCUGGUGCCUCUCACUGCAGGGUCCAUGUACAACAACCCUGUUGCUACAAGGUUGGCUAUCUCAGCAGGAGGCAUGUCCACCACCUCAGGAUCCCUGGGCGAAAGGGAUGGAUCUGUAAAGCUCACCAGGUGAGACAACGGCUUGGACUCCACACCAGCACCGUGUACCUGAACACUUCCGCCUCACGGUGGUCUGCUGGUCUGAGCCAACAGAUGUUGCGGGUCAGGAACACACUGGACACGGUUUCUAAAGCUGUGAGUGGGACACACACAGAACUCCUCUCCAAAAUCGCCAAACUCAAGCCGAAUGCUUUAAGAGGUGAGAAAGAGGCGGAGGCAAGUGUUGAGUCGGCCCCGAAAGCAGAGGAGAGCGCAGUCCCACCUAGUCCUUCUACAUCUACUCCACCCAAACCUACAUCUAGCUCAUCUUCUGCCACACUUUCUGUUCCUACCUCUGCUUCUACAUUUGAUGCAAAUGCCACUACCGCUACACAUUCUCACAACCCUGCCCAAGUGACCGUCACUGCCACACUUCUGACUGUGGGGGAACUUAAGGAGAAAAGACCGAGACGUGUUGUUCCCGCUGUCAAAGCCAUUUCUGCCAGGAAACAAAAGGAGCCAAAACCUUCACAGAGUGAUCCUGAGAGCAAGGGCUCCACUUCCGAACAAACCACGGCACUUUUCCAUCCCAGCACCAUUUCCGUCAGCCUGGAUGAGACUUACAACUACCUGGCCCAUCACAUCAACUCCUACUUUGGCAGCAGUACAAAUGACAAGAAAGUGGACAAUGUUUACUCUCCCUCUGCUUCCUCUCAGGGUCAACAAACCAGUGGCCUCGUGCCAGUGCCUGGUAAAACAGUCUCUGCUGCUCUGGUUACCCCGCCUUCCACGAAGAAGGGCUUAGGACACUACCUGUCCUACUCGGCUCCCACCGUACAAGCCUUCGUAGGAAGCUACAUUGCUCCCCUGGUCCCAAAGUUUAGGACGGCGGAGUACAAAAGUGCUGCAGUGGAGGAAAAGAAGCCUGAGGAUGCACCUGUCCAACAGAUUGAGGUCACAAUUAGUAAGGAGCAGAAGACUGCAGAGGAGAACGCCAAAAAACUACUACUUCAAAGAGAGAAGAUCAUUGCCAGGGUGAGUGUGGACAAUCGAACUCGGGGUCUGGUUCAGGCUCUCCACAGGGCCUCGGAUGUAAAGGUCUACAUCAACAGGGUGGAGGACCUCAGCUACCAUCUGCUGGAGUUCCCAGAGACCAGUGGUGUUGCAGUCAAGGAGCAGGUUAUCCCGUGUCUGCUGCGUCUGAACCAGGCCAGUGAUCCAGGCCUGAGGGCGGCAGUUAGAGAGGCCCUCGCUCUGGUGGGCUACCAUAAACCCGUGAAAGGCCGGGGCAUACGGAUCCUGUCCAUAGACGGAGGAGGGUUAAGGGGACUUGUUGCACUUCAGACGUUACACAAGCUGGAAGCCCUGACCGGGAAACCCAUUUACAAGCUGUUUGAUUAUAUUUGUGGUGUCAGCACAGGUGCCAUCUUGGGGUUCAUGCUAGGUGUGUUCCAAAUCCCGCUGAACGAGUGUGACGAUCUCUACCGCAAGCUGGGUUCAGAUGUCUUCAAGCAGAACGUCAUUGUCGGUACUGUAAAGAUGGGCUGGAACCAUGCUUUCUAUGACAGCGAAGCCUGGGAGAACAUCCUCAGAGAGAGAAUGGGCUCUCAGCUUCUGGUGGAAACUUCAAGAAACCCAGAAUGCCCCAAGGUGGCAGCAGUGAGCACCAUUGUGAACCGCGGCACUCCUCUCAAGGCUUACGUCUUCAGGAACUACAACCUGCUGCCCCGGCUGCGCUCCCACUACCUGGGGGGUUCCCAGCACCAGCUCUGGCAGGCCAUCCGCGCCUCCUCAGCAGCCCCUGGUUAUUUCCAGGAGUUCAAGUUGGGAAAUGAUCUCCACCAGGACGGAGGUCUGCUGAUUAACAACCCCACAGCGCUGGCUAUCCAUGAGUGUAAGUGCUUGUGGCCCAACUCGCCCCUGGAGUGCGUGGUGUCACUCGGUACGGGCCGCUUUGAAACUCCCGGCAAGAACAGCAGCACCUACACGAGCCUCAAAACCAAACUCACCAAUGUCAUCAGCAGCGCCACGGACACCGAGGAGGUUCACGCCAUGCUCGACGCCUUCCUCCCUCGCGACGCUUAUUUCCGCUUCAACCCCUUCAUGAACGAAGACAUCUCCAUGGACGAGAACCGUCACGAGAAGCUGAACCUGCUGCAGGCCGACGGCCUCCGUUAUCUGGAGAGGAACGAGGAGAAGCUGCAGAAGGUCGCUCGCAUCCUCACCCGAGAGAAAAGCUCAGUCCAGACGAUGACGGAGUGGGCCAGGCUCAGGGCCGACAUGUAUAACUUUAAAACGUCGAAGCUCUAAGUCCAACACAAGCCACCUUUACCUCACGCAGAAACUCUCCUCUUAUUCUAAAUAGCCUAGAAUAUGUCAUAUUACCCUCAUUGGUGUGUCUUAGUUGUUGACUUGUUGACCUGUAGCUUUGAAAAACGUGUAAACGCAGAAGUAGGUGAUGCGUCCAACAGGCCAAACACUUUGAUUGUGUCUGGUUGUCAUUGUGGUUGGCGGCACUCGACUUGGCAAAAGGAAAUUUGUCCCUAAAUAGAGAUUCACUGUCAGCUAGCCAAUGCAGCUCGUAUCCUUAAAGGAAUAGUUCAACAUUUUAGGAAAUAUUCUUGUUUGCUUUCGUGCCCAAAGUUGGACGAGAAGAUUGACGCCACGUAACGAUGAGAAUGGUAUCCAUCUUCUCAUCUAACUUUUGUCAAGAAAGCCAGUAAACAUAUUUCCUAAAAAUAGACAGAAUACUGUUAAGUUCUACAGUAGCCAGUAACGGGACUGUUUUACCAAGUGAGGCACUGUUGAGGCACUUGUUUUUCCUUUAAAGAUGUUGUGACCGCCAAUAUGUCCUCACAAACUUGUGUUUGUACUUUCACAUAAAACGUGUAGCUGGGAUAUCGUGUACUUGUUAAGCUAAGCUGCAGAACUGUGACACAGGAAAACACCAAUACUGUAACAAGUGCUAACAAAAAAAAGAAAUCCUUUUUAUUUUUGUAAAUGGGUCUAUUGUUUGAGCACUAAAUGCAAGUGACAAUUCUGAAAUGCACUGACUAAAAUGUGCACUUCUUAACAAAGAGGCUACUGGUCAACUGUGUGACGGUAUACUGACAGUAACAUUUGGUAGAUGAGGGUCCACUUCAAGCAUUACAGUAUCGCGUAGUUCUACGUAAAUGCAUGUUAUAUUUAAGAUUUUACACUAAGAAAAGUAAAUAUUGGGGGGGGAGGGGAGAGUGUUUGUUGCAAAGAUUUACCUCAAUAUUUAUUUCUAAAAUACCUGUAAUGAUUAAUAAAUAUGAAUAGCAGGUGAAUAUAAAUGGAGGCACGCUGGCAUAAGGAUGUAACGUUUGUGUUAUUUUAGCCUCGGGAGUAUUUUAAGUUGACUUGUUUCAAACUCUUUUAGCCUCAUGUGCAUGAUUGUUUGGUUUUAUGGAUUCCCUGAGGGCGAUGCACUUUUGUCUGCUCCGUCCGUCUUCAGUGUGCCCUCUUUACCUUUGCUGGCUCUUCUCUAAAGCCUCUUUCACCCUUUCUACUUUGAAGUGCUGCGUGUCAGCGCCCACGCUGCGGUGCUGUGACGUAUGUUGAAAUCACGCAGGUCAUAGCUGAGGGACUGGUUUAAAACAGAUUGCUGCUUGAUUGAUUUGUCAUGGUUUCAAAUGAUCUUAAUAACAUGUACAGCUAAAAAAAAAGAAAAAAAAAAAAAAAUGCACUUCAGACAUUCAUGCCUAACCUGGUCAAGUACUGUAUAACGGAUACAGCAAUGUGUUGGUCACUCCCAGAGGACCUGAGGUAAAGUGGGUUCAGAUUUUACCCAGAUUAAUAAUUCCGCUGUUCUGUUGAUUAUGUGUAAAGACUGUUGGAGAGUGUAUGUAAUUAAAACCCAUCAC
Molecule: messenger RNA, 4275 nt
Organism: Anarrhichthys ocellatus (wolf-eel)
Lineage: Eukaryota; Metazoa; Chordata; Actinopteri; Perciformes; Anarhichadidae
Product: calcium-independent phospholipase A2-gamma-like
Exons: 10
Coding region: 209-2698 (829 amino acids)
Biological process (GO): arachidonate metabolic process
Cellular component (GO): membrane
Source: RefSeq, a predicted model, not a curated record